CGGGGUUGACCUUUGAACCUCAUCCACCUCAGAGAGCAGAGGUCGCUCAUCCUACCGAGCAGCUCAAACCGCACGAGGAGCGAAAUAAAGUAAUCACGAGAGAGACAGAACGCGAGUGCACGCGCACUGGGGUCCGUGUGGGGGGGAGAAUUUCAUCAAAACUUAAUGGCUCAAACACCACGGACGUGGUGAUUUUUUAUUUAUUUAUUUUUUACCGGGCUGAUUUAAAUGCUCUCACGGCGGCUGCUGUAGUGGCUUUUUAUUCCCGGGUCAAACUGCACUCCGGAAAAACAAACAAAAAAAAUAGAAGAAAAAGUGGAGAUGUUUGACGUGAAGUGGCUCGUCGCGUGCGCCCUGGCUCUGAGCGCGCUCACCCACGGCGCUGAGGUGGCCGGGCGGAAUGGCCAGGAAUUCCUGGAGGAUAUUUUACACUUUUACGGCGAGAAUGAAUCAAUUGCGACGGCGAAGCUCGAAGACAUGCUGCUGCUGGUCUCAGCCAGAAGGUCUGAGGCAAUAAGUGAAGGGAAUCCGCUGGAAAGCAAAGAGUGUCCCUCAGCGGAGCAGAUUCUGUCCCACUUUGGCUUCAGUAACGUCACUGAGCUGACCGUGGGACACCUGGGGCGGAUCUGUCCCGCCGUGUUGACCCAGGUGCUGCUGCCCUCCUGCCCCUAUGUCAACCCGAUAACGGUGCCCUCCGUCGACUACUCUGUGUGGGGUUAUGGAUUUCUGGCUGUUACCAUCAUCAACCUGGCCUCCCUUCUUGGUCUGCUGCUGAUCCCCUUCACCAAGAAGCCUUAUUUCCCUCAAGUGUUGACUUACUUUAUAGGCCUCGCCAUCGGGACUCUCUUUUCCAAUGCUGUGCUUCAGCUCAUACCUGAGGCUCUGGGUUUUGACCCUAAAGCAGAUAACUACGUGGCAAAGGCAGUUGGCAUAUUUGGAGGAUUUUACCUUUUAUUUUUUGUGGAAAAAAUUCUGAAAAUGUUUCUCGGGGUUGGACUUGAGCACGGCCACAGCCACUUCACUCCCGUAGACCCGCCUCAGGAGAACAACGUCCAGAACGGAGACGCUCGGGUGAAAAGCAACUCUAUGGUUUUGACCAACAUCGCCACCGUUUCUACGGAUAAGAGCAGUCCGGCUGUCGAGCCCCAACAGGACGCCCAGGCGUCGGAAGUGAUGUGUCACUGGCUGCGCGGGAAGCGCAUCGCCAGCAUCAAGACGGUGGCCUGGAUGAUAUCUCUGAGCGACGCCGUGCACAACUUCAUCGACGGUCUGGUCAUCGGCGCGUCGUUCACCGUGUCCGUUCUGACAGGGUUCAGCACGUCCACCGCCAUCGUUUGUGAGGAGUUUCCCCAUGAGCUGGGCGACUUUGUUAUCCUGCUGAAUUCUGGAAUGAGCGUCCCGCAGGCCGUUUUCUUCAACCUGCUCUCGGCAAUGUCCUGUUAUGUCGGCCUCGUGUUCGGCAUCCUGCUUGGAAACAGCUUUGCCCCGAAUCCCAUCUUUGCCAUCGCGGGGGGAAUGUUCCUGUAUAUUGCACUAGCAGACAUGUUUCCAGAAAUGGACAGCAUAGCAAAGGAACAACAAAAAACUUCAAGCAAGAUCGUCUUCUUUCUGAUCCAGAAUGCCGGGCUGCUCACCGGCUUCGCCAUCAUCCUGCUGAUCACCAUGUUUGCAGGGGACAUAAACCUGGGAUAGGAGAGGAAACAAAACUCCUCACGCUGUGCCUUUUUUUUUGUUUGUUUUUGCUCACACAGGUUGGACUGAGUGUGAAUGUAAAAUGAAUGUCUGUACAAACUAAACCAAGUGUUGAAUGAGCUGUGAUACCUUUUUUUGGGGUGGGGGUGGGGACUAUCAAUCUAGUGAAAUGUUUUCUCCAUAAGAAGGGAACUUUUAUACAAUCAACAUUAAAAAAAAUAAAAAUCAAGAGCAUUUAUCUUACAGAAACAAAUUAUUUUUAGUCUUCAAAUGUGAAAUGACUUCCAUUUACCUAAUGUGUUGUAUACAAUUGAAUAUAAACUGGUGAUUUUUAGCUCCGCUUCAUCCGUUUUUUUUAAACUCUGUUCUGAAACAAGCUCUGCACCACUGUU
This is a messenger RNA of Poeciliopsis prolifica (blackstripe livebearer), 2084 nucleotides long. It is a transcript of the gene slc39a8, whose product is annotated as solute carrier family 39 member 8. Gene Ontology annotation, biological process: zinc ion import across plasma membrane; intracellular zinc ion homeostasis. The record is from RefSeq and is a predicted model, not a curated record. Gene Ontology annotation, molecular function: zinc ion transmembrane transporter activity. The transcript has 8 exons. Gene Ontology annotation, cellular component: membrane. Bases 322 to 1692 code for a protein of 456 amino acids. Lineage: Eukaryota; Metazoa; Chordata; Actinopteri; Cyprinodontiformes; Poeciliidae.